AUGGCAGUGAUGGCAGUUUGGGCAGCAGUGCUAAUCGCUUACAGAGUCUCUACAGGAAGUGCAAUAGAGUCUGCUUCUGGGACUUCUGGGUCGAAGACUGCCCUUCCAUUGGACAUGGCUGAAGACUCUGUUGAUGACAUGUACAGCUACUGCAAAGAUAAAAUGAUGUCCAAGGUGCAAUCUGAAAUCCUGGAGAAUGAAAAAAACAAAAAUGAGAAAUUCAAAAGUGCCUGGAAUAAAGCAGAGGAAGUCUACAACCAAAGCUGGAAGCCUAAAACAGCAACGCUAUCUCCCUACGCACUGACGAAAGAAGAGUUUAUAGCAGUUUAUGUCUAUACCUCUGCUCCAGGGGAUCCUCAUAUUGAGUUCAAUAACGCAGUUCGGAACAGCAGAUCUGCGUACAAGACCACGUUCGGGUAUCACGCGCUUCACUUUUUCCUGACCACCGCUGUUCAGAAACUCAAUUCUGAAGCAGGCAAAUGUACAACUGGCUACCGCGGAGUCAAUGUCGCCCUCAAAGACAAUGUUCUCAACAAGGAGAUUCGCUUUGGCUCUUUUGCCUCAACUACAAUGUUUGGCUUGGCUAAGGCUAAACAAUAUGGAGACAAGUCCUGUUUCAAGAUUUUAACAUGUUUUGGAGGAGAUGUCUCUAUAUACUCUAAAUUUGGAGACGCAGAGGCAGAAGUGCUGAUUCCUCCAUAUGAAGUGUUUAAAGUCAAAAGUAUUAAGAAGAGAUCUGAGCAGCCGGGCCUUGAAUGUGAGGUGGUCUAUGAAGUGGACAGUACAGAAAUCGAACAUUCUGGUCUGAAUUGUGCUUUUUUUCCCAAAUAAGCAGUCUAACACAUUUUCCACACAGUUAACAUAGAGUUUUACGACACAUCAUGUCAUCUAUUUCAAAUGAUCUUCAAUCAACAUGCAGCCAAAUAUGGAUUUCUUUCUUAUGCACGCGCAGGAAAACACCAACAUUAACAUUUGAAUAACUUCAGUAACACUGUCAAACUGAAUUUAAACGCUGAAUGGGCAGAGGUGUGAAUGUUAUUCUGUGCAACAAGCGUUAAAUGACGAUGAGCCAUUAGAUGCACGAAAACGAAGCCUUCAAAUUGUGGGU
Chelmon rostratus (copperband butterflyfish) is the source of this 1108-nucleotide messenger RNA. RefSeq names its product ecto-ADP-ribosyltransferase 5-like. Gene Ontology annotation, molecular function: NAD+ poly-ADP-ribosyltransferase activity; NAD+-protein-arginine ADP-ribosyltransferase activity. NCBI's taxonomy places the organism in Eukaryota, Metazoa, Chordata, Actinopteri, Chaetodontiformes, Chaetodontidae. The transcript has 2 exons. The coding region runs from base 1 to 831 and encodes 276 amino acids. The record is from RefSeq and is a predicted model, not a curated record.